AUGACGGGGCAGCGCGAUGAUGAUUCUACGAAACCUAAGGUCGGGUUUUCGGGAAGGAAAAUAAUAUACGAUGAAGAUGGCAAACCAUGCCGGUCCUGUAAUUCAUUACUAGACUUUCAGCUUGCCACGGGUAGGAUUUCCAUUCCAUCUCCCGGUAAAGUACCAGCAGCUAAGAUGGCCGCACCAGCUAAACAAACCACGCCAGCGAGUUACCCAAAAGUGGAACCUCCAGACGUGGAAGAACUGGGUCGGUCAAGCUGGACCUUACUUCACAGUAUAGCAGCAAAAUAUCCCCAGAAGCCAAAUGAAAUCCAGAAGGGAGAGAUGAAGCAGUUCAUGACUAUUUUCUCGCACGUUUACCCCUGCUGGUGGUGUGCAAAAGACUUCGAGAAAUUUAUACGGGAAAACUCUCCCAAGGUUGACUCUCGCGAAGAACUUGGAAGAUGGAUGUGCGAGGCUCACAACAGCGUCAACGAGAAGCUUGGUAAGAAAGCUUUUGACUGCAAUUUGUGGGAGAAGAGGUGGAAAGAUGGAUGGGACUAA
Messenger RNA from Lachancea thermotolerans CBS 6340, 543 nucleotides. RefSeq names its product flavin-linked sulfhydryl oxidase (gene ERV1). NCBI's taxonomy places the organism in Eukaryota, Fungi, Ascomycota, Saccharomycetes, Saccharomycetales, Saccharomycetaceae. Bases 1 to 543 code for a protein of 180 amino acids. The transcript is spliced from 2 exons. Gene Ontology annotation, molecular function: flavin adenine dinucleotide binding; flavin-dependent sulfhydryl oxidase activity. Gene Ontology annotation, cellular component: mitochondrion. The record is from RefSeq and is a predicted model, not a curated record.